AUGGGCGCUCGCGACGCGUCGCGCGCGUGCGCGAUAUGCAGCGAGGACGUGGACGCCCUCCGCGGCGUCCCUCGCGAGACCACGUGCGCGCACGUCCUGUGUCAGGACUGCGCCAAGCUGUGGUUCGGCUCGGAGACGACGUGCCCCGCGUGCAACGCGCCGCAGAAGACUGAAGAUGCGCGGACCGAGAAGACCGCCGAGAAGGCGUCCGAGGGUGCGAACGCGUCGUCGUCUUCGAGGGAGACGCGAGACGCCGAGGACGAGCGCGAGAUGCGAGGCGCGGCGUCGGCGUUCCUCCUCCCCGCCAACCCGAACGACGCGAGCGCGAGCGCUGCUAACGCGGACGCUGACGCGUCGAACGUCGCGCGCGUGCUCAUGGAGCGACUCGGCGAGGAGUGGCGCAAGCUGUCGACGCGAUGCUCGACGCUCGAGCGCGAGAACGCCGCGCUGAGCGACGAGUGCGCGUCGCUGAAGCGCGCGCUGUCGAGACAGAAGGCGCUGACGGACGACGCGGAAGGCGGAGGAGGAGGAGGAGAGCUGAGGGCGAUGCCGUUGGAAGCGCUCGACGCGACGCUCACGGAGGACGAAGACGAAGACGGCGGCGGCGACGGCGGCGGCGGCGGCGGCGACGCGGCGGCGGCGUGCGAACCCUCCGAGCUCCGCUGGCGUCGCGCCGCGUCCUCCUCCUCCUCGACGAUUCACUGCGUGUCGUACGAGACGUCCGACGAGCCCCUGCACGCGUGCGCGACGCACCCGACGUCUUCUCGCGACGUCGUCGUCGUCGCGUCGUGGGACGGCGUCGCGACGAUUCACGAGGCGACGACGACGACGACGACGCGCGUCGGACGCAGCAGAGUAUUGUCGGAGAAUACUACUACAGGGACUCCUACGCGUCGGACGCCGCAUCACCUCCACCACCGCGACUACGCCCCGAUCGCGACGCUCGUCGGCCACGACGCGGGGCUGUACGCCGUCGCGUUCAGGGCGUCGGACGAGAAACUCGUCGGCACCGCGUCCGGCGACGGCGGCGUGAGGCUAUGGGAUUGGUCCGACGUGUCCGACAGUGUCGCGCCGUGUGUCCGACAUAUUCGCGCGCACGACGGCGCGGAGGUCAACGACGUCGCGUUCCAGGACGGCGGCGGCGCGAGGUGGCUCGUCACCGCGUCGGACGACGGCACCGCGCGCGUGUACGACGUGGCCACCGGCGCGCGCGUCGGCGUCGCCGAGGGACACGGCGCGGAGGCGCGUUCUAGUAUCGCACUGGGUCCCUCGCUUUCAAUCCAGACACACCGCGCGCGACGCCUUUCAACUCCGCUUCUGACGCCUUUCAACUCCACCCCGACGUUCGCUCGUAUGGACGAUUACCCUCAGGUGUACGGCGCGCGGUUCGGGCCGGGCGCCAGCGGCGGCGCGCACGCCGACGUCAUCGCGACCGCGUCGUUCGACGGCACCGUCAAACUCUGGGAUACGCGCGCGCCGGGUACGAAUACCGCGGGUAAUGCUAGUAACGGCUCGUUCGCGUGCGUUUCUACGCUCGCGGGGCACGCGGACGACGUCGUCGGCGUCGACUUCCGCCCCGGCGGGACGUACGUCGCGUCCGGGUCAGACGACGGCACCGCGCGCGUCUGGGACCUCCGAACCGGCGCGUGCGUCGCGACGAUCGACGGCGGCGGGGAGGUGAAGAGGGUGGCGUGGAGCCCCGACGGCGGCGCGAUCGCGAGCGCGUGCGGCGGCGGCGUCGCGCGCGUGACGCCGUCGAGCGGCGGGACGUUCGCGGCGGCGGUCGCGUCGUCGGCGUCGGCGUCGCUGGGCGGCGGGGGACCGGGAGGAGGAGGGCACGCAGACGUCGUGUUCGACGUCGCGUGGACGCGGGACGGCGGGACCGUGAUCACGGCGUCGCACGACGCGACGUGGAGGACGUGGAGCGCGUAG
Molecule: messenger RNA, 1932 nt
Organism: Micromonas pusilla CCMP1545
Lineage: Eukaryota; Viridiplantae; Chlorophyta; Mamiellophyceae; Mamiellales; Mamiellaceae
Exons: 2
Coding region: 1-1932 (643 amino acids)
Molecular function (GO): protein binding
Source: RefSeq, a predicted model, not a curated record